Molecule: messenger RNA, 1878 nt
Organism: Paramecium pentaurelia
Lineage: Eukaryota; Ciliophora; Oligohymenophorea; Peniculida; Parameciidae
Source: the annotation of a GenBank genome assembly
AUGUAUAAUAAUAAUAAUUAUUAUAAUAAUCGACAGACAUUUUAAAAUGUAGGUUAUUAAUCGAUGAACACCUAUAAUAAUGUACCUGCCUUCAAUUAAUAGUAGGUAUUGGAAGAAGAUUACAAGAGGUAACAUAUAUUUUAAAUGAUAGACGAUUACAAUAGAGACAAUAAUAUUUAUCCAUGUAAUAACUGAUAUAUGACUAGAACAUGAUGCUCAAUUAAUUAAUGUAUUAACAACAAUAUUAAUAACAAAUGCAACAAUAAUAAUACAAUUAAUAAUAUCAACAAUAUAUUUAAAAGCCAAAUCAAAAACCAAUAAAUGUUUAAUUAAAAUCAAUAACUUUAAAACCAUUAGAAUAUUAUUCUUAGUAGAUGAGUAGUAUUCAUUAUCCUCCAUAUGCUUAACCAUAUCCAUAAAGAUAAGCUGUUGAAAUCCCACAGAAAGAAAAUGAAAGACUCUAUGGUUUUAAAAAUGAUGUUUCCAAAAGAACUAUAGAAGUGUAAACAGAUGACAAAAUAACUGAGUACGAUAAAUUCUAAAGAAUGGGAUUGGCUAAUACAAUUAAUAAGCAAAUUGAUGAUAUUUGGGGACCAGAAAAAAGUGAGUAAGAACAGUAAAAAGCAUCUAUGGAUUAAAAAUAUAUGGGGAACUUUGAAAUAAAUUUAAAAAAUGAAAAAGAAUAGAAAGAGAAAGAGCUAGAAUAAGCAAAAUAAUACUAAAGAAAAAGAUUUAAGCCACCUGGAAUGACAAAAGAGUAAAAUAUAUAUUAAUAUUCUUAGAUAGUGGGCAAAGAUCAAUUUCAAAAUUUUUAGAGAUUAAUUUAUUUACAUAGCAUUAUACUUUUAUAGAUUAAGAAAAUAUAUAGAGAGCAGGAAAUAAAUGGCUUUGAAUUAGAAAGGUGAAUAGGCUAUUAAAUGUCUAUAAAACUUUUUAGAAAUGUUUUAAAAAAAUUCAUCAAAAGUUAUAGUUCAGUUUUCUAGUAAUAAAGAUAAUUUGAAUAUUUCUGAUAAGAGAAAAAUCUUAGAAGCAGAAAUGAAAUAGAGAGUAUAAAAUCUUAAAAUUCAAACCAAGAAAUUGUUCCAAACUUUGAUUUCGAAUUUUAAUGCAAAAGAUAUUAAGCCAGAAACCAUUGAAUUUUUGGGAUCAAUACUUCAUGAUUAUGAAUUUCCUAUUUAAAACUUUUUGUUUCUUUUUGAAAUAAAUAGACUCAAUUUUACUCAUUUUGGUUAAUUAGUUAAUAUGACUGAUAUUAAAGCAUAAUGUUUAUUGAUAUCUUUAAUUUUAAUAAGAGUUUUUAUUCUCAGAAUUAUAUUAAAGCCUUGGGCUGAAUUUCCAGAUAGAGUUAAAAAAAAAGAGCUAUUUGAAUAAAAUUGUUAUAUAGUAGGAAGCUUAAUGUAUUAAAUAAUUAUGGAUCUUCUAAAAUCUAAAUGGUUUUCAAAACUUGGUAAUUAAUCUCAUUUACCCUCUAAAUAUAAAACCUAUCCUAGACCUUUAGGACCAUUAUUAUCUGAUAAUUACUAAUUGCCUGAAGAUGUAGCAGAAGUGAGAUUAAUUAGAUUACUGGAAGAACCAUUAAUUAUGGGUUUAGCAAAUAGAGAAGACCUAAAGAGUAUUCUAGAAGAUGAUAAACCAUUUUGUAACGAACAAUAAAAGGUAAUAACAUAAUGGGCAGAAAAUAUCUAUAAAUUAGUUCACUAAAAUUAUUUACUAAAAUAGAAACAGAAAAGAAAAGAAAGAUAUGAAAAUAAAUUGAAGUUUAUUGAAGUUGCCUUCUAUACUAAAGAGGAGGAAAAAUAAAAGCAUUUAGAUAUUGCUUAAUAAAUCUAUGAAAAAUAUGAAUCUGCCUUGCCUUAGCCAGAAUAAGAUCAAGCAUGA